This is a messenger RNA of Oncorhynchus masou masou (cherry salmon), 941 nucleotides long. Its product is annotated as NADH dehydrogenase [ubiquinone] flavoprotein 2, mitochondrial-like. The record is from RefSeq and is a predicted model, not a curated record. The transcript is spliced from 8 exons. Gene Ontology annotation, molecular function: NADH dehydrogenase activity. Gene Ontology annotation, biological process: mitochondrial electron transport, NADH to ubiquinone. Lineage: Eukaryota; Metazoa; Chordata; Actinopteri; Salmoniformes; Salmonidae. Bases 37 to 834 code for a protein of 265 amino acids.
AAACCAGACCCUCUCAAUCGAGAGGACCGUAAAUCGAUGUCAGCCCUUUGCUGUCGUCCAAUAAGUGUUGUAUCAACGGGACAAAACUACGCUGUCAAGAUGUUUUUAACUUCUGCAAUUCGAUCUGUUGUAUCGCAAACGUCCAGGCAGGUCAGGAGUCUGCACCAGUCCGCUGCCAGAGCUGGAGCUGGGGGCAUCUUUGUGCACAGAGACACACCUGACAACAACCCAGAUACUCCAUUUGAGUUCACUGUGGACAACCUGAAGAGGAUUGAUGCUAUCAUUAGUAUGUACCCAGAGGGCCACAAGCAGGCCGCCACCAUCCCCGUGUUGGACCUGGCUCAGAGACAGCAUGGAUGGCUCCCCAUCUCAGCCAUGAACAAGGUGGCCGAGGUGCUUGAGGUCCCUCCGAUGAGGAUCUAUGAGGUAGCGACGUUCUACACCAUGUUCCUGAGGCAGCCGGUGGGCAAGUACCACAUCCAGAUCUGCACUACAACUCCCUGCAUGCUUUGCGACUCCGACAGCAUCCUGGAGGCCCUCCAGAACAAACUGGGCAUCAAGGUAGGAGGGAUGACUGCAGACAAGAUGUUCUCUCUAAUAGAGGUGGAGUGUCUUGGUGCCUGUGUUAACGCUCCCAUGGUCCAGAUCAACGACAACUACUACGAGGACCUGAGUCCUAAAGACAUUGAUCAGAUCAUUGACGAACUGAAAGCUGGACAAGUCCCUCCUCCUGGACCCAGGAACGGACGUUUCUCCUGUGAGCCAGCAGGUGGACUGACAUCUCUGUCUGAGCCUCCUCCUGGACCUGGUUUCGGUGUUAGAGCUGAUUUAUAAAACACCUGAACAACAGGACGCCCAGGCCCAACUUCACUCGGGUGUUCAAAGUGUAUGAACUUAAUAAUAAUAAUAAUAAUGUAAAUAAAAAUGUCCAUUUAAUUGUG